AUGUUUCUCUCUCUCUCUCUCUCUCUCUCUCUCUCUCUCUCUCUCUCUCUCUCUCUCCUUGAACACAGAUACAAAUUAUUCAUUGUUUUUUUUUUAGCUCUCUGCAUCUCUACCACCCACCUGAAGCUGGGCAGCCCCCAGCCAAGACUCUUUACUCUCCGCCUCAACAUCACCACAGGCCCUGUCACCCUCAUCGGCGUGUAUGCCUCGACACUCUCUGCCACAUCGGACACCAAGGACAAGUUUUAUGACAAGCUGGCAACCACCAUCAGCAGUAUCCCCAGAAAGGAACAACUUGUUACCCUAGGCGACUUCAAGGCCAGAAUGAGUGCUGAUCAUGAUUCUUGGCUCUCGUGCUUUGGACAGUUUGGCGUCGGCAAGAUGAACGACAAUGGCCAGAGACUACUUGAGCUAUGUACCUACCACAACUUGUGCAUUGCCAACUCCUUCAGGACCAAGCCCCAGCACAAAGUCUCCGGGAGACAUCCACGCUCAAAUCACUGGCACCAGCUGGAUCUCAUACUGGUCAGACGAGCCGCCAUUAAGAACGUCCUUCACCACACGGCGGACUGCAAGACAGACCCCUCCUUGGUGUGCUGUAAGAUCAGGCUCCAGCCCAAGAGGUUCCAACGCGACAAGAAGCAGGGGAAUCCUCGCACUGGUGUCAGCAAGAUGAGCCAGCCAGACCUUGCGUAA
Messenger RNA from Acanthosepion pharaonis, 696 nucleotides. Lineage: Eukaryota; Metazoa; Mollusca; Cephalopoda; Sepiida; Sepiidae. The record is from the annotation of a GenBank genome assembly.